GUCGGAAGCGGGUUGGCUGGCUUGCGCGAUGGCGUCAGGCGAGGACGCGGGGCGCGCGGGGGAGGAGGAGGAGGCGGGGCCGGAGGAGGUUGGCGCUGUCAAGCCCGGAUCAGAACGCUGAGGGGGGAGCACGUCGACGCGCUGCCAGGAACUUGUCUGCUGCUGCAGAACAAAAAUGUUUCACUUAAGGACUUGUGCUUCUAAAUUGAGGCCACUAACUGCCUCACAGACUGUUAAGACAAUUUCUCAGAAUAAGCCAGCAGCACCAAGGACGUUUCCACAAAUCAGGUGCUACAGUGCACCUGUUGCUGCUGAGCCAUUUUUGAGUGGGACUAGUUCGAACUAUGUGGAGGAAAUGUACUAUGCUUGGUUGGAAAAUCCCAAAAGUGUACAUAAGUCAUGGGACAUAUUCUUCCGCAAUGCCAAUGCUGGAGCUGCUCCAGGUACUGCGUACCAAAGCCCCCCUCCAUUAAGUACCAGCCUGUCUGCACUAACACAUGCACAGUCUUUGGUCCAAGCACAGCCAAAUGUAGAUAAGCUGGUGGAAGAUCACCUUGCAGUCCAGUCUCUCAUCCGGGCAUAUCAGAUUCGAGGGCAUCAUGUAGCACAGCUCGACCCACUGGGCAUUUUGGAUGCUGAUCUGGACUCUUCCGUUCCAGCUGAUAUUAUCACUUCCACAGACAAACUGGAUCUUGCAGUAUUCAAGGAGCGGCUGAGAGUGCUAACAGUAGGAGGGUUUUAUGGACUGGAAGAGUCGGACCUCGACAAGGUCUUUCACUUGCCCACCACCACAUUCAUUGGGGGAAACGAGUCUGCUCUACCGCUUCGGGAAAUCAUCCGCCGUUUAGAGAUGGCUUACUGCCAGCACAUUGGUGUAGAAUUCAUGUUUAUCAAUGAUCUGGAGCAGUGCCAGUGGAUAAGGGAGAAAUUUGAGACGCCUGGUGUCAUGCAGUUCACUAAUGAGGAGAAGCGCACCCUGCUGGCUAGGCUGGUCCGGUCAACCAGAUUUGAAGAGUUCCUGCAUAGGAAGUGGUCUUCUGAAAAACGGUUUGGUUUGGAAGGCUGCGAAGUACUGAUCCCUGCCUUAAAGACAAUAAUUGAUAAAUCAAGUGAGAAAGGAGUGGAUUCUGUUAUCAUGGGAAUGCCUCACAGAGGUCGUCUAAAUGUUCUUGCCAACGUGAUCAGGAAGGAACUGGAGCAAAUUUUCUGCCAAUUUGACUCCAAGCUGGAGGCUGCAGAUGAGGGCUCAGGGGAUGUGAAGUACCAUUUGGGAAUGUAUCACCGGAGAAUUAAUCGUGUCACUGACCGGACCAUCACGCUUUCAUUGGUUGCGAACCCUUCUCACUUGGAGGCAGUUGAUCCUGUGGUUCAGGGCAAGACGAAAGCAGAACAGUUUUAUUGUGGGGACACUGAAGGAAAGAAAGUGAUGUCCAUUCUUCUGCAUGGAGAUGCUGCUUUUGCUGGGCAAGGUAUAGUUUAUGAGACUUUCCACUUGAGUGACUUGCCUUCCUAUACAACGCAUGGGACAGUUCAUGUGGUGGUGAACAACCAGAUUGGAUUCACUACCGACCCUCGUAUGGCUCGUUCUUCUCCAUACCCAACAGAUGUGGCCCGGGUGGUGAAUGCACCCAUUUUCCACGUGAAUGCCGAUGACCCAGAGGCUGUGGUUUAUGUCUGCAACGUGGCAGCUGAAUGGCGAAGCACUUUCCACAAAGAUGUCGUGGUAGACUUGGUGUGCUACAGGCGAAACGGGCACAACGAGAUGGAUGAGCCAAUGUUUACCCAGCCACUGAUGUACAAGCAAAUCCGAAAGCAGAAGCCAGUGUUGCAGAAAUAUGCCGAGAUGCUAGUUUCACAAGGAGUGGUAAAUCAGCCCGAGUAUGAGGAAGAAAUUUCCAAGUAUGAUAAGAUUUGCGAAGAAGCCCAUGCCAGGUCCAAGGAUGAGAAAAUCCUUCACAUCAAGCACUGGCUCGAUUCUCCCUGGGCUGGAUUCUUUACUCUGGAUGGCCAGCCCAGGAGCAUGACCUGCCCUUCUACUGGUCUGAAUGAAGAAGAUUUGGUCCAUAUUGGACAGGUGGCCAGCUCCGUCCCUGUUGAAAACUUCACAAUUCAUGGCGGUUUAAGCCGGAUUCUAAAAACACGUGGUGAGAUGGUGAAUAAUAGGACUGUAGACUGGGCCUUGGCUGAAUACAUGGCAUUUGGCUCUCUCCUUAAAGAGGGAAUCCACAUCCGACUGAGCGGCCAGGAUGUUGAGAGGGGAACUUUCAGCCACAGGCAUCAUGUGCUGCACGAUCAGAAUGUGGACAAGAGGACUUGUAUCCCUAUGAACCAUCUGUGGCCGAACCAGGCUCCAUACACAGUCUGCAACAGCUCUCUCUCGGAAUACGGAGUCUUGGGAUUUGAGCUGGGCUUUGCUAUGGCCAGCCCCAACGCUUUAGUGCUGUGGGAAGCCCAGUUUGGUGACUUCCACAAUACCGCUCAGUGUAUUAUCGAUCAGUUCAUCUGCUCCGGACAGGCCAAGUGGGUGAGGCAGAAUGGCAUUGUACUGCUGCUUCCCCAUGGCAUGGAGGGCAUGGGCCCUGAGCACUCUUCUGCCAGGCCAGAGCGAUUCCUGCAGAUGUGCAAUGAUGAUCCAGAUGUCUUCCCGAAACUAGAUGACUUUGAUGUGCGCCAGCUGUAUGACUGCAACUGGAUCGUAGUGAACUGCUCCAGCCCAGCCAACUUUUUCCAUGUGGUGCGGAGACAGAUUCUUCUCCCCUUCCGAAAGCCGCUGAUAGUCUUCACUCCAAAGUCACUGUUGCGUCACCCAGAAGCUCGCUCCAGGUUUGAUGAAAUGUUACCAGGCACACACUUCCAGCGUAUCAUCCCAGACAGUGGCCCUGCUGCCCAGAACCCAGAGGGCGUCAAGCGAGUUCUUUUCUGCACUGGCAAAGUCUAUUAUGAGCUCACUCGAGAGCGCAAGGCCCGUCAGAUGGAAAUGGAUGUGGCCAUCACAAGGGUGGAGCAGCUGUCUCCGUUUCCCUUUGACCUCCUGCUGAAGGAAUUUCAGAAAUACCCAAACGCAGAUCUGGUUUGGUGUCAAGAAGAGCACAAGAACCAAGGAUACUACGAUUACGUGAAACCUAGACUCCGCACAACCAUCGACCGUGCAAAACCUGUCUGGUAUGCCGGACGUGAACCUGCCGCUGCGCCAGCUACCGGCAACAAGAAGAACCACCUGACCGAGCUCCAGCGCUUCCUGGACACGGCGUUCAACCUCGACGCUUUCAAGGGCUUGUCUUAGAUACAUUUGGAACUGGUUCCACAGCACACUGUGUGUGUUUCUGUCUGUCUGCUCACCUCCUCUCUGUGUCCUUAACUCUAGACCCUGUAAACUAACUUAAAACACCUAUUAUUAACUUCUUGUUUGCUCUGGAGGAACGGCCUCUUGAAUUACCCCUGUCCCUGGUGUUUAUGUUAAGAUUAUUUUCUGUAUGCUGCAGCUCAAACUUUUAGAAGAAUGUGGUGUCACUCCAGCACAAGGCUGUAUCUUUUAAGAGAAGCGUGGCACUGAGGGCCUUGGCAGAACUGCUGUUUGCCUUUCAACGGAGGGUCUGGUUCCCCCCCCCCUUGGAGAUUGCGAUGGCUCCAGGUGAAUUGCAGGUCAUUGUUUCCAACCCCAAAGUGCUACUAAAAGCAGUUUUGAAUUGCAACCCAGAUUUGCCCAACUGGAGGGGCAAGAGGAAUGUUCCUCUUCUCAUGCCCCUUGCCUCUUUAAGUGUUUAACCUGGCAUCGUUCUGAAUUGUGGGGUGAGAUUCCUCUUUCUUGAAACACCACAACCCCUAGCACUGAAAACCCUGGACUAGCACCCUGAACCACUGCUGCUGUUUCCUGUGGUUUAGCAGUGGUCUAGCAUUGCCCAGGCUGGACACAUCCAUCCCAAAUCCCAGCAUUCUGAAGAAAACAUAUUUUUUAAUCCUUCCUUUCUUUUUUUUUUAAAUGAAAAAGAUGGAAAACUUCCAGCCAGGCACUAGCUUGGUUUCCUGUUUUAUCAAGUUGCAUUCCGCAGUAAAUCCUAUAUCACAUCCUGGGUAGGAGUCUCUUAAUUGGGGACACAGUCAGUCACCACAGCCGUAUGGGCCUUUGGGAUUUUUUUAAGCUGUCACCCUGUGCCUAGAUAAUGUUAUACUUGGUAAUUCUAAAAUCCACAUAGUUCCCACCAACUAAUAUGUUUUAGGGGAAAACCUGGCAUAGAUGCUUGGAUCUCACCAAAGCAUGUCCUUGUUCUUGAUUGUAAUUCCACAUCAAGAGCAACAGACAUAUUUGAGACUCUCUCUCUUCUCUCCCUUACGCAGAGGGGUGACUGCUUUUCCUUCACAGGACACAGUUACGUUACACACCUUUCCUGGAUCUCGGGCAAAUAGGUCCACCUCUGGUGCACUCAUGGAAGAAACAGUUUAACACAAGUACUUUGCAGUGUUUACUUGGAAUUCAGCAAUAUUUUUAAGGUACACUUGUGCAUAUGGAAUUAGCGGACGAAAUAAGUUUUUAGAAGACUGAAAGUUCCAUGUCCUGUCUCAUGAAAUGUUUGGAAAGACCUGGAUCAUAUCUGUUUAGCAUUAUUGAUAUGUGGCUUGCACAGCGGAGGGGGAGGAAGACAUAGUUGCAGCGGUGACCCUGACCUGCACGAGGCUUUCUGUCCAAAUACCUAUUUGUGCCAGGUGGUUUAAACAUGGAUAUUGUAUAAAACAACCCACCGCUGCUGGACAGGAGUGCUGCUUGCCCUGUGUUCUCUUCGCUCGAUGAACUUGGAAGCACUGUAGCUGGAGGUAGGACGGUUUGCAUGAGGCCUUCUAAAUUAACAGUAGCAGCACGCCCUAAUGAGCGGGGGUGGGGGGGCGAAAGAAGGAGCAUCUGUCUCUGGUUCCUGGCUGCAUUGGUUCUUCCUCUGUCUCCCAUCCCGCCCUGCCCCAUUAACAGAAGCCCAGGUUGGCCAUUCCUCAGACAGAGGGGCACAGGCAGCCGCGCCUCAUUUGCCCCCCCCCCCCGUUAGGAUGAACUCCUACUGUGAAUUAUGUAGCUUCACAAGCAGGGGUACACCAAAUGGGUUAAGCAGAUAGGUAGCUCCAAUCACCACCCUUUCUGUGAGCUCCCCGUCCCAAUUCCUGUUCUACAUCUCGGGAUCUCAGGUUUCCUUAGCUUUGUAGACACACCCCAUGCUCCCCAAAGGCUUCCUCGACCUUUCUGAGCAAGGCUGCUCAGUCGGCUGUGUCUCAAGGCGAUCCCAGGCCUGAUCCCAGGCUUGCCCAUCCAUGCGCACACGGGAAUGUCUGAGCUGCCCUUAGCGGCACUGGAGUCUCUCAUCUUCCACCGACGCAAAGGUUGCCACUGUCCAAACCCGCCUGCGAGGCUUUUCUGGCAGAGGCUGAUAGGUCCUCCGCUGCCUUUACCCGUUUCCAAUACUGGUGACGGCUUCUAAUGACGCUAACGAUACAGCAGGCUCCCAGGAAGAGACUGUACCUUCCUUCCUUUGCAUCACGUAGUCAACACAGCAUCACAUGGUGAUGGUGGCAGAAGCAUGACUUGUUUGGCAGGGGUGUUCCAAGAGGUGAAAUUCUGAACCCAGUAGAGCAGGGGUGGGGAACCUUGGCCCUCCAGCUGUUUUUGAACUACCACUCCCACCAUCCCCAGCCACAGGGAUGAUGGGAGUUGUAGUUCAAAAGCAGCUGGAGGGCCAAGGUUCUCCACCCCUGCAGUAGAGUCUGCCUUCCGUGGACAGGACGCGGAAGGCAGCGUUCUGUUUCUUUCGCACACGCAGAGGUGCACCUCUGCUGAAGUCCGUGCAUGUUCCGUGUCGGCCUCUUGAGCUUCAGAAGGUGAGCCGUGAGAGCAGUCAUCCCGUGUCGGUGCCUCCCAACUCAAAGAGAGAAGAAACUCUGAACCUUCUAGGCUGUCUGCAAUCGGUGUCCAGCUCUGUGUCCAUCUGGCUGGCCCCUGGUCAAUACUGAGUGCGAUACAGCUACCCCACCAGCUUUCUUCUGUGUGUGCUGCCAGCCAUACCAAACCAGUGUGCCAUCUUGUGAAUAAAGAUUUUUUGUAAUAAUAUCAGGACUUUGUGCUGCUUCACUAGUGGGAACAGCACCCUCACAAAGUGACGCCUGCUGUUGGAGGGGUAGGUUGGCCAUCGGGACGGGCUUUCUGCUUACUCCAGGCAGGGCAAAAAUGUCUCUGUAGCUCUGCAGAGGAAAAAUCUGGGUGUCUAACUUUUGCCAAAGCUGGGGCCAGUGGGAGGAGGUGGGUGCCUGUUUGGGGCUUCAACUACCCCGGGACUUCCCUCACAGCCUGACUUAUUUAUUUUGGUUUUAAGACAAAAUUGAGGCUGAGAUCUGUCUGGCUUAAAUAAUAAAGCCUGUUUUUCUGGC
Hemicordylus capensis (graceful crag lizard) is the source of this 6402-nucleotide messenger RNA. It is a transcript of the gene OGDH, whose product is annotated as oxoglutarate dehydrogenase. Gene Ontology annotation, cellular component: oxoglutarate dehydrogenase complex; mitochondrion. Gene Ontology annotation, molecular function: oxoglutarate dehydrogenase (succinyl-transferring) activity; thiamine pyrophosphate binding. Gene Ontology annotation, biological process: tricarboxylic acid cycle. NCBI's taxonomy places the organism in Eukaryota, Metazoa, Chordata, Lepidosauria, Squamata, Cordylidae. The transcript has 24 exons. The coding region runs from base 176 to 3283 and encodes 1035 amino acids. The record is from RefSeq and is a predicted model, not a curated record.